This is a messenger RNA of Dipodomys spectabilis (banner-tailed kangaroo rat), 2595 nucleotides long. RefSeq names its product adaptor related protein complex 4 subunit beta 1 (gene Ap4b1). The record is from RefSeq and is a predicted model, not a curated record. Bases 50 to 2269 code for a protein of 739 amino acids. Gene Ontology annotation, biological process: intracellular protein transport; vesicle-mediated transport. Gene Ontology annotation, cellular component: clathrin adaptor complex; membrane coat. Gene Ontology annotation, molecular function: clathrin binding. The transcript has 10 exons. Lineage: Eukaryota; Metazoa; Chordata; Mammalia; Rodentia; Heteromyidae.
CGCUGCGGGGGUGAGGGUCCGGAGCGGGUAACGCGGCGGCCGGGCGAAGAUGCCCUACCUGGGCUCGGCCGACGUGGUGAAGGAGCUGGGGAAGGCGCUGAGCAACCCGAACGUGCAGGCCGAUCGGCUGCGCUACCGGAACGUCAUCCAGCGCGUGAUCAGACACAUGACUCAGGGCCUGGACAUGUCUGGUGUUUUCUUGGAGAUGGUUAAGGCCGGUGCCACUGCAGAUGUGGUUCAAAAGAAGCUGGUUUAUCUGUACAUGUGCACAUACGCACCCCUGAAGCCGGACCUGGCUCUCCUGGCCAUCAACACCCUGUGCAAAGACUGCUCGGACGCCAACCCCAUGGUGCGAGGCCUGGCCCUGCGGGGCCUGUGUAGUCUCAGGGUGCCCGGAGUACAAGAAUAUACCCAGCAGCCUAUUCUCAACGGUCUGAGGGAUAAGGCUUCCUAUGUCCGUAGGGUGGCAGUCCUUGGUUGUGCCAAGAUGCACAAUCUACACGGAGACUCUGAAGUCGAUGGUGCCCUGGUAAAUGAGUUAUACAGUUUGCUGCGUGACCAGGACCCUAUUGUAGUUGUGAACUGCCUGAGGUCUCUAGAAGAAAUCCUAAAACAGGAAGGCGGUGUUGUCAUUAACAAGCCCAUUGCUCACCAUCUCCUAAAUAGAAUGUCAAAACUAGACCAGUGGGGCCAGGCUGAGGUGUUGAACUUCCUGCUUCGCUACCAGCCUCGCAGUGAGGAGGAACUCUUCGACAUUCUCAAUCUGUUGGACAGCUUUCUCAAAAGUAGCAGUCCCGGGGUGGUGAUGGGAGCCACCAAACUCUUUCUGAUCUUAGCAAAAAAGUUCCCCCAUGUACAAAGUGACGUGCUGGUGCGAGUCAAGGGGCCUUUGCUUGCUGCCUGUUCUUCGGAGAGCCGGGAACUCUGCUUCGCUGCCCUCUGUCACGUGCGUCAGAUCUUACGCAGUUUGCCAAGUCACUUCAGCAGCCACUACAAGAAGUUCUUUUGCUCCUACUCGGAGCCCCAUUAUAUCAAGCUCCAGAAGGUGGAGGUGCUGUGCGAGCUGGUGAAUGACGAGAACGUGCAGCAGGUGCUGGAAGAGCUUCGAGGGUACUGCACCGACGUGUCUGCUGACUUUGCUCAGGCUGCCAUCUUUGCAAUAGGUGGCAUUGCCAGGACUUACACAGAUCAGUGUGUGCAGAUUCUAACAGAGUUGCUGGGGCUUCACCAAGAGCAUGUUACCACGGCGGUGGUGCAGACUUUCCGAGACCUGGUUUGGCUCUGUCCUCAGUGUACUGAAGCAGUGUGUCGAGCCCUGCCGGGCUGUGAGGAGAGCAUUCAGGACAGUGAGGGCAAGCAGGCGCUUAUUUGGUUACUUGGUGUCCACGGGGAGAGAAUUCCCAACGCUCCAUAUGUGUUAGAGGACUUCUUAGAAAACGUGAGGUCAGAGACGUUUCCUGCCGUGAAGAUGGAGCUCCUUACUGCCCUGCUGCGCCUUUUUCUCUCCCGCCCUGCCGAGUGCCAGGACAUGCUGGGCCGCCUGCUACACCACUGCAUAGAGGAAGAAAAGGAUAUGGCUGUUCGAGACCGAGGGCUAUUCUAUUACCGCCUCCUGUUAGUUGGCAUUGAUGAAGUUAAGCGGAUCCUGUGUAGUCCAAAAUCUGACCCAUCUCUUGGACUUUUGGAGGAUCAGGCAGAAAGACCUGUGAAUAGCUGGGCUCCGGACUUCAACACCCUAGUCCCAGUGUACGGCAAAGCCCACUGGGCAACUAUCCCUAAAUGUCAGAGGGCAGAGCAUCGUGGCCCAGAGCUUCCUCCCAGGACAUCCUCUGCCACAUCAGGACACCUGAUGCCUGGGGAGAGCAAGGAGACACUACAAGAACUUCCUGAUUCUGAUGCUUUGGUGCUGGUCCCCAGUCACCAGCUUACUGCUGAACAUUUUGAGAAGACUUGGCUUAGCUGCGAAGUAACUCAUCAGCAGGCGCUGCCUUGGCGGGGAGUGAUCCAUCCAGACGCUCUGCAGACGGCCCUGCAAGUGGUGAACAUUGAGACCAUCGCAGUGAGCAGGCCUGGGGCUCAGCCGUGGAAAGCCUACCUCAGUGCUCAGGAUGACAGCGGCUGUCUGUUCCUAACAGAACUGCUGUUGGAGCCUGAGAACUCAGAAAUGCAGAUCUCGGUGAAGCAAAGCCAGGAAAAGAUGAGCUCACUGAGCAGUUUUAUUUCUGUAUUAGAAACUGUGAUUGGAACAGUUGGGGACAUUAAAUCGUAACGGGUUCUUGCUCCUUUCCCUAAGCAGAUGGACAGCUAUCAGAAUUUCUUAGAUUUUCCUCAUUAGAUCUGCUUAUAAGUGCAGGUGAUAUCAGAUGCAAAGGAGAGUGGGAAAUUUAGGAAUGUGGACGCUUUUUUAAAGUUUUUGUCCAAAGACCUGCUUACCUCCUUCUGCCUAAUGGUAAUGAUAAACCCCAUUCACAGUAACGGUAUUGUAGAGAUGAUGUUGGUUAAGAGUUGGGGAUGAGGUGGGGAUAGGAUUGGGAUCUUUUUCAAAUCAGUUUUGAAGGCUAAGUUACUUAUUAAAUAUGCCUGACAUCUGUGGAA